AUUGUUACAAUUGUGGCCAUGGAGGCGAUUGGAACACAGGAAUCACAUGAUUUGGGGGGGGGUCCCAAUACUUUUGGAAAUAUAGUGGCCAUGGAGGUGAUUGGAACACCUGAAUCACAUGAUUUGGGGGGGGGGGUUCCCAAUACUUUUGGAAAUAUAAUGGCCAUGGAGGGGAUUGGAACACCUGAAUCACAUGAUUUUCAGGGGGGGGGGUCCCCAAUACUUUUGGAAAUAUAGUGGCCAUGGAGGGGAUUUAAAUACCUAAUUCACAUGAUUUGCGGGGGGGUCCCAAUACUUUUGAAAAUAUAGUGGCCAUGGAGGGGAUUGGAACAUCUGAAUCACAUGAUUUGGGGGGGAUUGGAACACCUGAAUCACAUGAUUUGGGGGGUUCCCAAUAUGUUUGGCAGUCUAGUGUAUACAUAGUA
Staurois parvus is the source of this 425-nucleotide messenger RNA. NCBI's taxonomy places the organism in Eukaryota, Metazoa, Chordata, Amphibia, Anura, Ranidae. The record is from the annotation of a GenBank genome assembly.